GAAGCCAUCUGGUAUGUUUCCUGCUUCCUCCCAGCUGAUCCUUGAGGGAGAGUAAGUGAGGGUACAGCCAGAGCCCAGGAGCCAGUUUACACCUAGUGAUGGCAGAGGGACUGGGAAGGCCUGAGUCAAGAGCCCUUCGUGGGCUCUUGGAGUUCCAGUGCUGCUGCCGUAUUUGCUUCUGCCCAGAACUGGCCAGUUCCCAGACACCUUGAGGAAGUGUGGAGCCUUAGAUUCCAUCUUCCCAGCCCAGGGUCAGUUGGGUCUAGAAAAUAUGGCACCUGUGUGGGUCUCCCCACUUGUACCAUGUGGCAGGCUUUAAAAUCACCUCAUUGAACCCUUAGACUAUCACAUGGGACUUGUACAAUUUUAAGCUCCAUGUUAUAGAGGUGGAAACUGAGGCCAAGUGAUCUCUGAGGCCCAAGGCCAGAAAGUGAUGGUAUCCAGACUUGGACCAGGGCUGACUCCAGAGCUAUCCUAUUAACUAGGACACACUACUGCCUCCCUCAGAGGCCAGACGCCAGUUGGAAAGAGGCCCUGAGUGGCCAGCCUCGGCCACCUCUGAGACUCUGUGUCCUGGGCCAGGUACAAUGGCAGAGAAGGUGUUGGUAACCGGUGGGGCUGGCUACAUUGGCAGCCACACGGUGCUGGAGCUGCUGGAGGCGGGCUAUUCACCUGUGGUCAUCGACAACUUCCAUAAUGCCAUCCGUGGAGGGGGCUCCAUGCCCGAGAGCCUGCGGCGGGUUCAGGAGCUGACAGGCCACUCUUUGGAGUUUGAGGAGAUGGACAUCUUGGAUCAGGCAGCCCUGGAGCGACUCUUCAAGAAGCACAGCUUUAUGGCGGUCAUCCACUUUGCGGGGCUCAAGGCCGUGGGCGAGUCAGUGCAGAAGCCUCUGGAUUAUUACAGAGUUAACCUGACAGGAACCAUCCAGCUUCUGGAGAUCAUGAGAGCCCAUGGGGUGAAGAACCUGGUCUUCAGCAGCUCAGCUACCGUGUAUGGAAACCCCCAGUACCUACCCCUGGACGAGGCCCACCCCACAGGUGGCUGUACCAACCCCUACGGCAAGUCCAAGUUUUUCAUUGAGGAAAUGAUCCGGGACCUGUGCCAGGCAGAUAAGACCUGGAACGCAGUGCUGCUGCGGUAUUUCAACCCCACGGGCGCCCAUGCCUCGGGCUGCAUUGGGGAGGAUCCCCAGGGCAUCCCCAACAACCUCAUGCCCUAUGUCUCCCAGGUGGCAAUUGGGCGACGGGAGGCACUGAAUGUCUUUGGCAACGACUAUGACACAGAGGAUGGCACAGGCGUCCGGGAUUACAUCCACGUUGUGGAUCUGGCCAAGGGCCACAUUGCAGCCCUGAGGAAACUGAAGGAUCAGUGUGGCUGCCGGAUCUACAACCUGGGGACAGGUACGGGCUAUUCGGUGCUGCAGAUGGUCCAGGCCAUGGAGAAGGCCUCCGGGAGGAAGAUCCCGUAUAAGGUGGUGGCACGGCGGGAAGGUGAUGUCGCUGCCUGUUAUGCCAACCCAAGCCUGGCUCUCCAGGAGCUGGGUUGGACAGCAGCCUUAGGGCUGGACAGGAUGUGUGAAGAUCUAUGGCGCUGGCAGAAGCAGAAUCCCUCAGGCUUUGGUGCACAGGCCUGAGACCCUCUCCUACCAUGGACCGGAAACUAAAAAGAGAAACAACUGCCUGCUCUCCAGCAUCUGGCGGGAACCCAGCCUGCCCUACCUCAAACCCCAGCCAGGACCUUUCAGCUCACAGGCACGAGGCCAAGGGCUCCAAUAAUCAGGAGUUGGGUGUCUCUAACUAUUCUCUUCCACAGGGUCUGGGGACCCAUCAGGAUCACCAAGAGCAGGUGGGGGAGGGAGGGUCCUGAGACAAUGCCCUACUCCCAGGAACUAAUUUAUACUGCUAUGAAGGAACUCUCCAAAGUAUUUAAAAUAAAAAGUUUUCUUACACUGGA
This is a messenger RNA of Miniopterus natalensis, 1954 nucleotides long. RefSeq names its product UDP-galactose-4-epimerase (gene GALE). Gene Ontology annotation, biological process: beta-D-galactose catabolic process via UDP-galactose, Leloir pathway. The record is from RefSeq and is a predicted model, not a curated record. Gene Ontology annotation, cellular component: cytosol. Gene Ontology annotation, molecular function: UDP-glucose 4-epimerase activity. Lineage: Eukaryota; Metazoa; Chordata; Mammalia; Chiroptera; Miniopteridae.